Messenger RNA from Octopus bimaculoides (California two-spot octopus), 3350 nucleotides. Its product is annotated as gelsolin-like protein 2. Gene Ontology annotation, cellular component: actin cytoskeleton; cytoplasm. Gene Ontology annotation, molecular function: actin filament binding. NCBI's taxonomy places the organism in Eukaryota, Metazoa, Mollusca, Cephalopoda, Octopoda, Octopodidae. The record is from RefSeq and is a predicted model, not a curated record. Gene Ontology annotation, biological process: actin polymerization or depolymerization.
UUUAUUCAUUCUCUUUCUUUUUUACUCACUUUGACACUUAAUCCGUUUCCAUUCUCACUCGCUCUUAUAUUCAUUCAUAUUUUUCUCUCUCAAUUGUUUAAACACUCCUCUUUCUCUUCUGGUUUUCUUAUAUUUUGCUUGUCUGAACAGACACCGCACUUCACACAUAACUACCUACAAAACAAGAUCUUUUCCAGACGUUGAAAAGGGCUCGCUUUUAACCAUGGCUGGACUUCGUAAACAGAAGCAGUAUGACUGGAAAGACACUAAUCUCGCAUUGUUUGGCUCCAGCAUGGACAGAGAUGUCAAAAAAGAAGCAGCAUCACAUGAGGAAGCUUGGCAUCAUGUUGGAAAAGAAGUUGGUCUCUUGAUCUGGAGAAUUGAGAAAUUCAAAGUCAAAGAAUGGCCUAAAAAGGAUUAUGGUUUGUUCUAUGAGGGUGACUCCUAUAUUGUCUUAAAUACUUACCUUGAGGAAAAUGGAGAGCGAUUCAAUUAUGACGUACAUUUUUGGAUUGGCAAAUACAGCACUCAGGAUGAGUAUUGUGCAGCUGCCUACAAAACUGUUGAGUUGGACACUUUCUUGGAUGAUGUACCUAUCCAACAUCGAGAGGUACAAGGACAUGAAUCUAAUCUCUUCAAGAGUUACUUUAAGAAUAUAACGUUGUUAAAGGGUGGAGUUGAUUCUGGAUUCCGAGUUGUCACAGAGAAGACCUAUCAAUCAAGGCUCCUACAUUUCUGUGGUACAAAGAAACAUGUUGAAAUCAAAGAGGUUGCCAAAAACAAAGAUAUGUUGGAUAGUGGUGAUGUCUUUAUACUUGAUCUUGGUAAAACAAUCUACCAGUGGAAUGGUGCACAAUCUAACAAGGAUGAGAAAUUUAAGGCUGCAAUGUACAUCAAUGAUUUGAAAAACAGUCAAAGCACUGCAAUUACAACAGAGGUACUGGAAGAAGAUUCUACUGAACCUGAUCAUGAGUUUUACAAAGCCCUAACAGAAGAAAAAGAGGAAGAGACCGCAUUUACAAUAGAAGAAGGACCUAAGGAACUUUACAGGUUGUCUGAUUCCUCAGGAAAAGUUCAAUUUCAUCUGGAGAAGAAAGGAGACAUUGGAAAACGUGAUUUAGAUUCCAAGGAUGUUUUUGUCAUUGAUACAAAGAAAGAAAUUGUUGUUUGGAUUGGUGCUGAUUCUUCAACUACAGAAAAGAAUAACGCCAUGACCUAUGCUCACAACUACCUGAUGAACAAAGCCAACAGCCUGCUGCCAGUCACCCGCCUGCUGGAAGGUAGACAUGACCGCCAGCUAAUCUCAGCUCUUGCAGCCUAAAUCAACACAGAUGGAUCCAUAUCCUGUCAAUGGAAACCUUUUCUAUUUUUUUAAAUUUUUUUUUUUCAGUAUUUUACAUAUUCUAUCCCCACCAAACCUUUCUUUUACCCUUUUAAAAUCCACAAUUUUAUAUAGCACCCCAGAACACUAACAUCAGAAAUGCCUUCUUUUAUAUAUACCCAGCAUUGUGUGUUUCUUGCUACUGCUAACCACUUUACUCUAAUGUCAGAUGUAUUUCCAGCUAGAUUUACUGGGACCAGCAACAAGCUGAACUUAUAGAUACCGCAUAAUGCCUCAAGAAAUGUCAGAGCAACUGCAUUUACAUUUGCAUGUCCUCUUUUAAAACCAACUGCUCAACCACGUAGUGAGAAUAAAUGUAAGCUAAAUUUUCAGACAGAGACUCCCAGGCAGAAAUUCACACAUACACAUAUAUAUAUAAACUGUUCCAUUAAUAAUAGAAUCAUUAUUAAAAAAAAAUUCUCUUGCAGCCGUUUACUCAACAUAAGGAAAUUGAACACCUAUUUUGUAUAUCUCUCUAUCUACUUCUGAAGAGAUUCGGCUUUCAAAUAAUUUUUAAUUUAAUUAAUUUUCUGAGGGACUAAACUGAAACAGCUGUAAGUGAUGUUUGUCAAUUUUUUAAUUAAUAAAUGAUAAUUUAUUAAUUACUUCUCUGUUCUCUCAUCCAUGGUUUAUAUAGUUACCUUGCAAUUAAGUAUUAAAUAUAAUGUUCGAUACUCUUUGUAUAGAUAAUUAGCCAGUACUUUCAUAGGAUUUUGCAAUCCCUGAAUGAGGUUUAUAACCUUUAAUUUGUGCUUAUAUAUACAGGGUGUCCCAAAAAGAUGUACUCACUCUUUGACUUCCCAGUACUCAUGCAUUUUGUGUUCAAGUAGAUGUUUAUUGAUAUACAUACAAUCCUAAAAAGUUAAAUUAAAUUCAGGAAAAUAAAUUGUUGUGGAAACAAUUAUUUAUUGUCAUUUAGAAUUAUUUAAUCUUCUCUCUCAUUCCUGCGUGUUCGCAAAUGUUCAAACUGCCUUCCUUCAUUUUCCAAACAAAGCUGAUAACGUCCAACAAUGGAUUCAACAACAUUGCGAAACAUUUCAUUUGGAAUUGCAAGACAUUGUAUUCGAAUUUCAUUUUUCAAAUCAUCAAUUGUCACUGGUUUUGCAGCGUAAACCUUAUCUUUGAGAUGUCCCCAUAAAAAUAAUCCAUUGGCGUGAGGUCUGGGGAACGUGCAGGAAAUUCAAUGCUACCUCUCCUCCCAAUCCAGUUGUUUGGAUUUGUUGCAUCGAGGUAAGUCCGUACAUCGCAAAAAACAAUACAUUAGUAACCGUCUGUCAAAGAGUGAGCACAUCUUUUUGGGACACCCUGUAUAUAUAUUUCUUUGAUUAGUUAUCAUUAAAUAACUGCUGGUGCCACUGUGUAAUAUUCAUUAUAUAAUAUGCAUGACUAAAUUUUUAUUAGCAUCUAUGUCCCUAGACAUGCUGUUUGAUAGGUCACCUGCAAGUUGUUGAAGCAAUUGUAAACCAUGGAAAUGUAAUGCCAUAAACUCCACUCUUUAUAUUUAUAUAUAUAUAGAAAAGCUUUUAUAUAUAUAUAUAUAUAUAUAGAAAAGCUUAUAUAUAUAUAUAUAUAUAUAUAUAUAUAUAUAGAGAGAGAGAGAGAGAGAGAGAGAGAGAAAAGCAUGAACACAGCAGCUUCCCUUUAUUGUAAAAUCACAUAACCUUUUUUGCGUAGUCAGAAAAAAGAAAACUAACAUUUACAUUUCCUAUACUGUUGAGUUGAGUUUUGAUUUCCAUUUGAAAAAUCAAAAAAACUUGAUGUUGCACAGACACUCUUGAGGAAGGCAUGAAUUCCACAAAAUCACUUUUCCUGUAUUCUACAGACCAAGCUUUUUUUUUUAAUUUGCUUUUCUAACUAAAACAUUAUUCCCCACUCUUUAAACAAUUUCUCUCAUCUCUAUCAGUUUUAUUUGAAUUUUUACUCUAAUUGUAAAUUCUUACAAACAUUUAAAUAAAAGUUCCUCCUGUUA